UUCACUACCACUUUAUCAACAAAAUGGAUUCCAAAACAGCUCUACCACUCCUCCUUCUCGCCGUCUUCUACCUCGCCGGAACCGCCACCUCCGCCGCCGUCAAACCCUCCUCCACCUUCAUCAAAACCUCUUGCGCCACCGUCACCUACCCUGCCUUAUGCGAACAAUCUCUUUCCCCCUUCGCCCAAACCAUCAACCGCAGCCCCGCUGAGUUAGCCCACACCGCUUUGGCCGUCAGCCUGAAACAUUCCCAGUCCACCCAAGCUUAUCUCAAUAAGCUCAAAAGAUUCAAAGGGUUGAAGCCCCGUGAACGAUCUGCCAUCGGAGACUGUUUGGAGGAAGUGAGUGACAGUUUGGAGCGAGUCAGCAAAUCGAUUCAGGAACUCAAGAACUGUGACCGAGUCAAGGGUCAGGAGUUCAUCUGGCAUAUGAGUAACGUUCAGACCUGGGUCAGCUCAGCUCUGACCGACGAGAACACGUGCAUGGAUGGGUUCGGAGGUCGAGCAAUGGAGGGUCGGAUCAAGACUUCGGUUCGGGCACAGAUCACCAAUGUUGCGCAUGUUACAAGCAAUGCUCUAGCACUGGUUAACAGCUUUGCACAGAAGCAUUAGCUGAUGAAAAAAGGUGGACCCACCCCUAAAGCUCCACCACUACCAAUGAACUUUUUUUGUGUUUAUAAAAGUAGUAACCUUGAAUCUUGAUCUCCAUCCUGAUCCAUGUUUGGGUCGGGUCGGGUCAAGUUCUAUGGAUAUGGAAGAUGUAUAAAUACGAUAUAUAUAUAAAAUAUAAUUUUGUCAUUAGCAUAAAAGUUGAGCUUGUAAAAUUAUUAAGAGUGUAAUGCGAUAAUUUCAUCUUGUUUUA
This is a messenger RNA of Cynara cardunculus var. scolymus (artichoke), 861 nucleotides long. Its product is annotated as 21 kDa protein-like. Gene Ontology annotation, molecular function: enzyme inhibitor activity. NCBI's taxonomy places the organism in Eukaryota, Viridiplantae, Streptophyta, Magnoliopsida, Asterales, Asteraceae. The transcript has a single exon. Gene Ontology annotation, biological process: negative regulation of catalytic activity. The record is from RefSeq and is a predicted model, not a curated record. The coding region runs from base 24 to 611 and encodes 195 amino acids.